Messenger RNA from Sphaeroforma arctica JP610, 271 nucleotides. RefSeq lists its product as hypothetical. Gene Ontology annotation, molecular function: NAD binding; NADP binding. NCBI's taxonomy places the organism in Eukaryota, Ichthyosporea, Ichthyophonida. The annotation marks the transcript as partial. The transcript has a single exon. Gene Ontology annotation, biological process: NADPH regeneration. The record is from RefSeq and is a predicted model, not a curated record.
GCAGCGCCAUCACCACAGACAACGGUGUGACUAUCAUUGGCUUCACCGACUUACCCUCGCGCAUGGCGAGUGUCAGUUCACAGUUGUAUGCGACCAACAUCUCGCACUUGCUGGACGAUAUGGGCAAGGGCCAAGACUUCAGUGUAGACAUGGACGAUGAAGUGAUUGGAGCCAUGACCAUCGCCAAGUACGCGCAGGAUCAGUGUGUACUGCGACAUAGUGUCUGCGUGUGCAUAGUAUUGGAAUUGUGUUGUGUGUUGCUAAAGGAUCC